AUGAGUUUAAAACCUUUCACCUACCCAUUUCCAGAGACGAGGUUUCUUCAUGCAGGACCCAAUGUGUAUAAAUUCAAGAUUAGAUAUGGCAACAGCAUCAGAGGGGAAGAGGUAGAAAACAAGGAAGUCAUCGUCCAGGAGCUAGAGGAUUCUAUUCGUGUGGUCUUGGGAAACCUGGAUAAUCUGCAGCCGUUUGCUACAGAACACUUCAAUGUAUUUCCCUCACAUUUCCCAGAUAAAAGCAAAUGGGAGAGAGUGUCCCAUCUGAAAUUCAAACACGGAGAGGUUGCCUUGGUCCCUUAUCCAUUUGUUUUCACUCUGUACGUGGAGAAGAAAUGGCUUCAUGAAAACCUGUCAGCUGGAGAACCAAAAAACAGCAGUCCUCUUGGGUUGGUCCUGGCAGAGAGGAAAGCAGAAGGAGCCAUGAUGAGGAAACGAAAACACGCAGAAGUGCCCAGCUCCCCAACCAGGCCAGGGCUGGACAGGCCCAAGAAGGGGACUUCCAGCCAAGGGCUCAGCAAAAAGAAGGCCCCUAUGGAAACCAGGAGGAACAGAGAAAGAAAAACCCAGCAGGAAUGGCAGGAGACCCCAGCAUUUGAUAUCACUGAUGUUCAGGACCAGGAUUCUAAGUUGGGGGGCAGCCGAGCAGGGGAGAUUAUCCCACCGUUGCAGCAAAACGAUCCACCUCCUCCUGAAGGACGCACGGAGCUGGGAACCAGUGGCUUCUUUGGGUUUCUAAGCUCUCUCUUCCCGUUUCGGUAUUUCUUCAGAAGGAGCAGCCAGUGA
Mesoplodon densirostris (Blainville's beaked whale) is the source of this 786-nucleotide messenger RNA. RefSeq names its product membrane anchored junction protein (gene MAJIN). Gene Ontology annotation, cellular component: nuclear inner membrane. NCBI's taxonomy places the organism in Eukaryota, Metazoa, Chordata, Mammalia, Artiodactyla, Ziphiidae. Bases 1 to 786 code for a protein of 261 amino acids. Gene Ontology annotation, molecular function: DNA binding. Gene Ontology annotation, biological process: homologous chromosome pairing at meiosis; meiotic attachment of telomere to nuclear envelope. The record is from RefSeq and is a predicted model, not a curated record. The transcript has 10 exons.